This is a messenger RNA of Durio zibethinus, 2669 nucleotides long. Its product is annotated as transcription initiation factor TFIID subunit 12-like. Gene Ontology annotation, cellular component: transcription factor TFIID complex; SAGA complex. The record is from RefSeq and is a predicted model, not a curated record. Gene Ontology annotation, biological process: RNA polymerase II preinitiation complex assembly; DNA-templated transcription initiation. Gene Ontology annotation, molecular function: TBP-class protein binding; protein heterodimerization activity; DNA binding. Lineage: Eukaryota; Viridiplantae; Streptophyta; Magnoliopsida; Malvales; Malvaceae.
ACUAACCACAGUUUUUUCAUAUUAUUCUCUUUCAAAACACAAUAUUUUUUCGUCAAAGCAUCAAAUUCCUUUUCAAUCGUCUAGCAGAUUCCUAAUUUCUGUUGGGAUUUCAAUAUCAGUCCCUUCUUCAAGAUUGUAUAGAAGGAAAAAUAAUGCAAAAAAAAAAAAGAUGAACUUGGCCCAAAGUGAGUCCACAAAAAUGGGCUAUUGUCCAUGAAUAAGAAUCCUAGCAACAAUUUUUAUGUUAUAGAUAGAUAAAUACGACAACCCCGCUCCGGUUCACAAACCGACAUUUAACUUUCCUUACCUGCCACUGGUCAUGGACGAACAGCAACUGCAACAGCCUCAGCCAACCCCUAAUGCUCCUUCUUCCACCACUGACCCACCUCAACAGCCACAACAACCUCCACCAUCACAACCAACACCCACGCAGCCGCUAACGCCACCAAUUCAACAACAACCAACCCAAACCUCGACCUCAACAUCGACCACCCCUAACCCCGCCCCAAUCCCAAAACCCUUACCGUCCCCAACACCAUCCCCACCCCAACAGCCACCGCAACCGAAACCAACUCUCCCCACUUCUCUGCCCAGACCCACCGCCGCCGCAUUCGCGAGGCCCUGGCAACAGGACUCCUCCCACUUCACCCAUUUCUCUUCCUCUUCUCCCUCCGUCUCAUCGAUCCCUUCGCCUACUCUUUCCUCUCAGCCGAGUGGCAGCAUUGCCUUAGGUGUUCCCUCGUCGCAUUCUAGUCCUUCUCCUCCAUCUCCUUCACCUUCCCAACCCACUUCGUUUUCGGGUUCUUUUGGCCGUUCCUUCGGCGGAGCUUCUAGUUCCAAUGCUUCCCAGGUAAGGCCGACAAUGCAAGGAAUGGGGAUUGGAUCAUCAAUUGCUUCAAGUUCUCAAAUGAGGCCAUCUGGAAUUUCUGCUCAGUAUCAACAAAGGCCUGUGCAAUCAUCUCUUAGACCACCUUCUUCACCGACUAGCCAGUCCCCUGCCAUUCAAAAUUUCCAAGGGCAUGGCAUUAUGAGAGCGUCAGCUGUUGGUUCUUCAGGUUCUUCAACACCAACUACAGCACAAACUACGCAAUCCCCUAGUCAGCCAUGGCUGUCUUCUGGAUCCCAAGGGAAGCCUCCUCUGCCACCCCAUUCAUAUAGACCGCAGAUUAACUCACCAUCCUUGCAGCAAAGGUCACAUAUUCAUCAGCAACAUCAUUCCUUGCCAACAGUUUCACAACAACAGCACGUAUCGUCUCCUCAGGUGCCACAGUCUAUACCAUCACAGCAGCAGCAGGAACAUUUCGGACAACAAUUUUCACAAUCAAGGGCCUCACAAUCUUUGCCCCAUCAACAAGUUUCAAGAGGUGUGGGUUCUGCAAAUCAAAAGCCUGCUUCUCUUGCAAUGGUACAAACAAGCACAGUCCAUCCGCCGAACCAAAAUAAAGCAGCUAUUACAGAAACUGAUGAGUCUGGUGGUAGGAUUCUUAGCAAAAGAAGCAUUCAUGAGCUUGUUAACCAGAUUGAUCCAUCUGAGAAGUUGGAUCCCGAAGUUGAAGAUAUUCUUGUGGAUAUUGCAGAAGACUUUGUGGAUUCUAUCACGACAUUUGGUUGCUCACUGGCUAAGCAUAGAAAAUCAGAUACAUUGGAAGCGAAAGACAUUCUCCUUCAUCUUGAAAGAAACUGGAAUAUGACUCUUCCGGGAUUUAGUGGUGAUGAGAUUAAGACUUACAGGAAACUGCUUACAAAUGAGGUUCACAAAGAGCGGCUUGCAGUGAUAAAGAAAUCAAUCUUAGUGAGUGAGGCAGCCAAUGCUAAGCACUUUGUUGGUCAAGCUGCUGUAAAUGCAAAGGGUAACCUUGGAAAAGCAGCUGCUAAUAUCUUUGGCUCACCAAAUGUUAAAGUACGAGAAGUAACAUGAGGCUCCUUUUUUGACAGUGUUGCAUGUCAGAAACUAUUUUCCAUUGAAGGAUCAAUUGCCUGUAAAUAAUAUCAACGCUGCAGAAGAACCAAACUUUUUUGCUCUACCUAGGAUGCGCAUAGAUGAAUUUUGAAGAUUCUAUGUGCACAUACAUCUCCAAUGCCACCUCGGAGCUACGUUGAGGAUUUUUAAAAUUUAACAAGUUGGUGCCGUCGGAUAUUGUAUUCAUCACCAAUGUUCAUUAUCUCAGCAUCUAGUCUAAUUGCACAGGCAAAGCGAUGGCUGCUUUUUCAAUUGUGACACGGCGGGCAGGGCAUGCAGUAAGAUAUUUGCAGAAAAUUUGCCAAAAACCAAACCGUGAUUGUAUCUCUAGUUUUUGGAAAUGAAAGAAUCUUGGGUAAAAGCAAAGGGUUAAAAAUUGUAGUUGAAUCUAAUUGUGCUUGUGGAGUUUAAUAUAAGUAAUUAAUUUGUUGCAAUUAUUAGAAAUAAAAUUCAACAAAAAAAAGAAGAUUUAGAAUAGUUUUGAUUUGAGUAUGUUGUCGGAUAGGGGGGAAAUUGGUGUAAGGAGUAGACAGGUUCGGAUGUGGACUCAAGCAUGUGCUGAGGAUAUUCAAUUAUGCUGACUGCCCUGAUCAUCGGACCAUACGCCGUAUCCCAUUUAUUUUUUUUUUAAAGUUAGUCUCUUCUGAGUAUCCGUUGCAAUGUGCUACGUUGCGGGUUAUUCAGCUCUAAGUACGCCCAUGUUUCAACA